AUGCCGCCAUGGGGUUAUUAUGGUGUUCCACCAACUUUCUACCCACCAGAUGUUGUACCACCGAGUGGCCAAUAUGUUGGGGGAACUUCUCAUAUGCCAGACAGACAUUCCCCAUACACAUUCAUGCCGACACCGCAAGGACUCAAUUCAUCAUCUGCUUCUGCACAACACUCUGAGCCCAUUCCAACUGACCCGAAGACGUAUUUCUGGCAAGCCGAUGAGAAUGAUCGCAUAUGGCUCACAUGGAAUAAGUCUGGUAGACGAAGUUUUAGGAGCCAUUUGCAUCGAAUUAGAAAUGGGGAAGACGAAGCAAUGUGGAUGGAUCCCGACGUGCGUAAGGCACUUGAUGCAAAGUGGGCAGAAGAAAGCAACAAAAAAAUUGCCACACAAAAUAAAAAAAAUCGUGCUUCCGAGACCGGUGGGUCGCUCCACACUGGCGGGUCCAUUCCAUUCUCCUUGACUAGAAGAAGGCUGGCAACUGAAUUGAAUCGUGAGCCCAAUGAGUUUGAAUUCUUCAGGAGAACCCACACCAGGAAAGAUAAUCAAGGAGAAGAAGUGUGGGUCGAUGACAGAUCUAGGGCCAUCGCUGAAAAAUAUGAAAGAUUGAGUGCGGAGGCAUCUUCAUCAUCCACAAGUACUGGAGAGUCCUCAUCGCCUACAGUUAAUGAACACGACAUCUUCUAUCAAGCUGUUAGUGGUCGGAAUAGAAAGGGUCGAAUAUACGGGCUGGGCUCCCAAGCUAAUUUGUUAUAUCCAUCUACCACCAAUCGAUCUAGCCAAUCAUCUUCACAUAUGUCACCAGAGUUUCAACAAAUGAAACUUAAAGUCACCCAAUUAACUGAUGAGUUGCUUGAAUCCCGGGCUGAGAAUCGACAAUUACGACAGUGGCAAGAACAAGUGACAGCGUGGCAGUCAGAAAUGAAUAUAGUAAUAAGUAGAUUGACAAAACAAUCUACUGCAGAUGCUGGACCGUCGACUGUUCCAGGUGGAUCUGACCCGGUAGCUGAUCAAGAUGAGAGUGACAAUCAUGAAGAUGAAAAUGCUAAUAAUAAUGACGAUUGA
Molecule: messenger RNA, 1062 nt
Organism: Diospyros lotus (date-plum)
Lineage: Eukaryota; Viridiplantae; Streptophyta; Magnoliopsida; Ericales; Ebenaceae
Exons: 4
Coding region: 1-1062 (353 amino acids)
Source: RefSeq, a predicted model, not a curated record